Rhinolophus ferrumequinum (greater horseshoe bat) is the source of this 2246-nucleotide messenger RNA. It is a transcript of the gene KLF8, whose product is annotated as KLF transcription factor 8. Bases 626 to 1834 code for a protein of 402 amino acids. The transcript has 8 exons. The record is from RefSeq and is a predicted model, not a curated record. Gene Ontology annotation, biological process: regulation of transcription by RNA polymerase II. Gene Ontology annotation, molecular function: DNA-binding transcription factor activity, RNA polymerase II-specific; RNA polymerase II cis-regulatory region sequence-specific DNA binding. NCBI's taxonomy places the organism in Eukaryota, Metazoa, Chordata, Mammalia, Chiroptera, Rhinolophidae.
GGCAGCAGUAUAGGUUCCUGUCUUGAAGGAGUCCUUGUCCUCCUGAACUUUGCAUUCAAGAAGUGCUUUGGGGUUUGAGUUGGUUUUCUUGGCUCCAACCCCGGGCCUUCUCCUCAAGGGUGUGUGGAGUUUAGAAGAUGGGUGGAGAGUGGGCUUGGCUGGAACUGAAUUGGUGGAGGUGAAAGGGGAAUGUAGGAUUCUCAGCCUUGGCCACUUCGGCCCAGCGAACCCACUUUAUUUUUAGCCGAGGAAAAGAACUGCAUUGGCAGCAGGAAGAAGAUUCUUUUUAGGAAGUCGGCUUUCCUGGCCCUCUGAUUUGGGGUUGCAUGCUUGAGAGUUUUGUUUCCCUUGUUUCCAGGGUGGCCCAGCUUGGUCUGAAUCGGCUCCCUCUGCCUCGCCCUCCUCCCCAUUUUCUAGCCAGGAGAAAAAGAGGAGGUGGGGGGCCAAGAAAUAGAAGGAGAGAGAGAGAGAGAGAGAGAGAGAGAGAGAGAGAGAGUUGCAGGCGCUGUCCGGGGCGGGUGUGAGGGAAACAGCUGUUUUGCAAUCAGCUGAGGAGUAUGAGCCUCCUGGAGGACGGCAGGAGCUCCGGACACUGCAGGAGUUCCCAGCUAAUGACAUAGGCGAUAUGGAUCAAUUUAUAAACAACUUGCAGGUCCAACUUAAUUCAGAAAGUGGCUCGAUGCCUGUAUUGAAACAGGUCACUGGCUCUGUUCAGAUCAGAGAUACCCCAAAGACAGCAGACAAAGGUAAUGUGACAUCUCCACCACUCCUGGAUGCUAGCCCCAUGGAGAACUCAUCACUUUUUAAUGACAUCAAGAUUGAGCCACCAGAAGAACUUCUGGCUAAUGAUUUCAACCUGCCCCAGGUGGAACCUGUUGACCUCUCCUUUCAUAAGCCCAAGGCUCCUCUCCAGCCUGCCAGCAUGCUGCAAGCUCCAAUACGUCCUCCCAACCCACAACCUGCUCCCCAGACUCCUGUAGUGUCCACGUCAACAUCUGACAUAGGCACUUUAGCAAGCAUCCCUACCGUGCUGACUCCAGGCUCUAUCCUGGCCUCCUCUCAGGGCACCAGUGGCCAGCAGAUCUUACAUGUGAUUCACACUAUCCCCUCAGUCAGUCUGCCAAAUAAGAUUGGUGGCUUGAAGACCAUUCCAGUAGUGGUGCAGUCACUGCCCAUGGUGUAUACUACUUUGCCUGCCGAUGGGAACCCUGCAGCCAUUACAGUCCCACUCAUUGGAGGAGAUGGCAAAAAUGCUGGAUCAGUGAAAGUUGACCCCACCUCCAUGUCUUCACUGGAAAUCCCAAGUGACAGUGAGGAGAGUGCAAAUGAGAGUGGAUCCUUGGCCUUACAGGGUAUUCAGGGACUACAGCAAGAACCAGCAACAAUGACCCAAAUGCAGGGAGAAGAGUCCCUUGACUUGAAGAGAAGACGGAUUCACCAAUGUGACUUUGCAGGAUGCAGCAAAGUGUACACCAAAAGCUCUCACCUGAAAGCCCACCGCAGAAUCCAUACAGGAGAGAAGCCUUAUAAAUGCACCUGGGAUGGCUGCUCCUGGAAAUUUGCUCGCUCAGAUGAGCUCACCCGCCAUUUCCGCAAGCAUACGGGCAUCAAGCCCUUCAGGUGCACAGACUGCAACCGUAGCUUCUCUCGUUCUGACCACCUGUCCCUGCACCGCCGUCGCCAUGACACCAUAAGCACAAAGGCAAUUUCCCAGAGCCCUUCAGAAAUUGGCCAGUUCAACUUCACCAGUUACAUUUUAUCUUUCCUGACUUAUUGUCCUCUGAACAGCAUAGGCAGGAGGAAACCCCAGCAGGAGAGCAGUCCCAGAAAGUGACUUCUAUUUUGUGUAGGGGAAAGAAGCCUGCAGUGAAGAGAUUGAUUUAAUGUUUUUCCAUUGUUACUUUGUUUAAAGAAAUUACAGAACAGUAUAUAAGCUUUAGUCUCUAUCUAUAACUCUUAAGUUUGUGCCUCGUUAUUUCAGUGCUUUAGAGCACCACCCCAUUUUUUCUCUAUUUUAUACUAGUUCUUGCUCCAGAAACAUGGCUUUGAAGCUAGGAUCAUGAACUAUCUGUUAUGCAGCUGGAGGUAAUCAAGAAUUGCCUCAGAUAGCAUGGUCACUUAGAGGUUACUCUGUUCUAACUUAAUGGGACUCUCCCUUUGUGGCAUCCAGGCAGGGUGUGUGCUUGGGUACUAAGUAAACUUGUUAUGUUUGAUUAUUGUACUUUUUUAUUAAUAAAAUAACUAAA